AUGAACCUAGAUUACAGGGAAACUGAUGAAAGACCUAUGAACUACUGCUUUUCGAGCCAUGUCCGACAAGCCACAUACAUUUACAAGCACGUUCCAUACACUGCACCCGUUCCCGACGAGCUCCAAGAACGGCCUUCUUCCCAAACACACUCACUCAAAUUUUUCUUUGGAAAUGACCCAAAGGUCAACGUUCUCCGUCUGAGCUACGAGCCAUUGGGGAAGAAUAUUCGCUGGGAGGAUCCAAAAGCGGAGCAUUUGUACAAUGGUUUGAAACUCGGAAAGGACGAGAUCGAGAGUGUGCAGACGUGA
Fomitiporia mediterranea MF3/22 is the source of this 309-nucleotide messenger RNA. RefSeq lists its product as uncharacterized. Lineage: Eukaryota; Fungi; Basidiomycota; Agaricomycetes; Hymenochaetales; Hymenochaetaceae. The transcript is spliced from 4 exons. The record is from RefSeq and is a predicted model, not a curated record. The coding region runs from base 1 to 309 and encodes 102 amino acids.